Molecule: messenger RNA, 4866 nt
Organism: Passer domesticus (house sparrow)
Lineage: Eukaryota; Metazoa; Chordata; Aves; Passeriformes; Passeridae
Gene: ZFP91
Product: ZFP91 zinc finger protein, atypical E3 ubiquitin ligase
Exons: 11
Coding region: 375-2060 (561 amino acids)
Biological process (GO): regulation of transcription by RNA polymerase II
Cellular component (GO): nucleus
Molecular function (GO): transcription coregulator activity
Source: RefSeq, a predicted model, not a curated record
GAGCGCGGCGGCCGUGGCAGCGCCUGCGCGGGAGGCGGCGCGAGCCCGGGGCGCGCGCGGGAGCAGCGCGCCGAUUGGCCGCUCGGCGGUGCGGGGGCGGGCCCCUCCCCGGCCGGGCCGCCCAUUGGCCGGGCGGCGCGCGAGCGGCGGGGGAAAGGCGUGAGCGCGGCGGGCGGGGGCGCUCGCGCCUGAGGGGCAGGGCCGUCCCCGGAGUCCCGCCCGCGGAUUGGUGGUCGCGGGCGGGGGGCGGGGCGCAGGGGCCGCGCGUGAAGGCGGGCGGCGCGCGCUGAUUGGCCGCGGGCGGCGGGGGCGGGCGUGCCCGGCCGAGGGUGGAGCGCGGCCGUCCCGGCCCCGCCGCCGCCGCCGCCGCCCCGAUGCCGGCGGGCACCGAGCAGCCGGGGGGCGCCGCCGCCGAGCCGCCGCCCGCCCCGGGACCGCCGCCCGCCGCAGACAGGCCGCCGACCUCGGGCCGCCGCCGCCCGCCGCCGCCCGCCGCCGACCAGGGGGAGGAGUCCGGCGGCAGCCGGGUGCUGAGGGGCGGCCGGGAGCGCGGCCGCGCCGCUUCGGCCGCGGGGGGAGCUGCCGCCGCCGCCGCGUCCCGCCGCCGUAAGGCCGAGUAUCCCCGACGCCGGCGGAGCAGCCCCGGGGCGCGGCCCGCCGCCGAGCAGCCCGCCGCCGAGACGCCGCCCGCGGGCAGGAAGGCCCCCCGGGCCGGGUGCGCAGAUAAAGUCGCAGGUAAAGCUCCCAAAGAAGAGAAGGAGGAGGAGGAGGAGGAGGAGCUCAGCCAUGGCUCUGCCGCGGGCGCGGCGCGGCCCAGCCGCAGUUGGCGCAGCAGCCGCGCCACGGCCGCCGCUCGCCAGCGCGACCCCGACAACUCCCGCGCCUCCAGGUCGAAGGCUGCCUCCCUGCAGCUCAUCUGCAAGUCCGAGCCCAACUCCGACCAGCUGGAGUACGUGGUCACAGACGAGCAUCAGUCUCCAGAUGGAGUCAGCGAUGAUGAUGAGGAGAUGCUCAUCAGUGAGGAAGAAGUUCCCUUCAAAGAUGAUCCCAGAGAUGAGACCUACAAGCCCCACCUAGAGAAGGAAGCACCAAAGCAAAGGAGAAAAGCUAGCAAGGGGAAGGAGGAAAAAGAAAGGCAGAAAGAGAUUAAAGUGGAAGUGAAAGAAGAGAAUGAGUUUCAGGAGGACGAAGAACCACCAAGGAAGAGGGGAAGGAGGAGAAAGGAUGACAAGAGCCCAAGGCUGCCCAAGAGAAGGAAGAAGCCUCCGAUCCAGUAUGUCCGCUGUGAGAUGGAAGGCUGCGGCACGGUCCUGGCUCACCCGCGGUACCUGCAGCAUCACAUCAAAUAUCAGCACUUACUGAAGAAAAAAUACGUGUGUCCUCAUCCUUCCUGCGGUCGGCUCUUCCGGCUCCAGAAGCAGCUCCUGCGGCAUGCCAAACAUCACACAGAUCAAAGGGAUUACAUCUGCGAGUACUGCGCCCGGGCCUUCAAGAGCUCCCACAACUUGGCAGUGCACCGCAUGAUCCACACGGGCGAGAAGCCCUUGCAGUGUGAGAUCUGCGGAUUCACCUGCCGGCAGAAGGCUUCCCUCAACUGGCACAUGAAGAAGCACGAUGCAGACUCCUUCUACCAAUUCUCCUGCAAUAUUUGUGGCAAGAAAUUCGAGAAGAAGGACAGCGUCGUGGCCCACAAAGCCAAGAGUCACCCUGAAGUGCUCAUUGCUGAAGCACUGGCUGCCAACGCGGGUGCCCUGAUCACCAGCACCGAUAUCCUGGGCACUAAUCCCGAGGCCAUUGUGCCACCCACAGAUGGCCAGGGCCUCCCGCUGCUCCCCGACCCCCUGGGCAGUGCUCCCCCAGCAGAUUGCCUGCUGCUGAGCCCAGAGGGGAUGCCAAAGCCCUACUGUGGCGGGGCAGAGCGAGUGAGCCUGGUGGCUGACGGCAAGCUCUUCGUGGGCAGCGGCAGCAGCGCGAACCCGGAGGGGCUGGUCAUGAACACAGAGAUGCUGGGAGCCAGCACGGAGGUGCUCAUUGAAGAUUCAGACUCCACUGGACCCUAGUGGCAGGGGAGCACCUGGGUGCUGGGACAGUUGUGACUCUGUAUUUAAAAGGAAAAGGAAAAAAAAAAAAAGGAGGAGGCACUUACUGAAAGAGAGGAAAGUUAAACAAAACUUACAAUACUAGUAAAUAACUGAAGGGUCUGCUCCCCUCCAGCGCGGAUCACAGCACAUCCUCUUUCUCCCAACCACUUCUCUCUCUCCCACGGCCCCUUUGUGGAAAGGGGCACGUGCUGCCGUUGCCAGAGCAAGUUGGAUUGAGCGGCGGAUUUCUCCAAGGGAGGGGGCACUGCCGAAACCCCUCGCUCUACCCCAAAGCAGUUGCCUUUCUGGCUCCUUGGCGUGGCCCCACUGGCAAACUAAAAAGCGUUGGACGUGCUCUGGAGAAGUUCCUUAGGACUCCCUCUGCCCCUGGUCCCGACUUCUAUGCACCACUGCACUCUGGUCCUUGCAGUCUCCUCCUUCCUGGCCGGGGCUGGGAGUUUGGCACUUUAGCCCCUCGGCAGGGUGAGCUGUGAAGCAGCAGUGCACAUCCCGCUCCCACCACGCUCCCCUGCUCCAGCCCUGGCAGGAAGUGGAGGGAGGGAACGCCCUGGCUCGUAGAUCAUGUUUGCUUGGAGAGGCCCGGGGGCUACAGGAGCCCUGCGUGGGAGAGGCAAGGAGGAGCAUCCCAGUUUGACGACAGUAAUUUGCACUUUGAACAUGCUUCGUUUUUGUGUUGUGGUAACAAGAUUCCUUAUUUAUUGUUUAAAAAAGGGUCGGUAUUUUUUAGUUCUGUUCUUAGGGGCGGGGGUGGAAGGGGUUCAGGCUGUUUCCCAGUAGGCUCCAGUGCAGGGAGCUCCAGUGCCAUUGUGGCAGCGGCUGGGAGAGCUGAGGUGAAGGCAGCACUCUGGAGUCAGAUGUGUCUUGCAGCUUUUGCAGAGUAGAGGGAGAGCCCCUGGAGAAGAGCCUGUGUGCAGUGGCAGUCUCUGCAGCAGCGUGUUAGCAGGAGGAUGAGGUGAGUGAUGGGCUGUCUCUCCCUCCCUCCCAGCUCUGGGUGAGCUCCUUGCAUUAAAUGCCUGUUUUGCCUCCAGCCUUUUGGGGAAGGACAGUUGUUAGCCAGGAACUUGUUCUUGUGACUUGUGACUCUUGGGACAGCCCUGAGCUACUUGCUGCUGGGGGAUGUGGUGCUCCUCAUCCAACUCUGCCUCUCCUUUCCAGGUCUAGACAAAGACACAGUUAGCAGGGACUGGAUAUGGUUUUCUCAGGCUUGUUUAUCCAAGGCAAUAGAUUGAUGUGGGACGACGGGGCUGUCAGCUUUUCUCCCUGCCCUCAUUUUGAGGGGGGACUGUGUAGCUGUGUUCUGAAAGCUUCUCUUUUCUGCACAGACACCCCAGCUUUCCCUGAAACGUGGCGGGUCAGGUGUUGCCUGCUGGUGUAGUUAGGGCAGCUUUGAGCCCUUGGAAAAGUUUACAUAGGAUAAGAUGUGUCUGCUAUGGAGACUUGGAUUUUUUUUUGCUCUUCUCUGGAACUUUGUGUGGAGAUUCAGUGGCCUUGAAUUCGUAGCGGUUUUGGAAGAGGUGAAGAAUAACCUGUUUUUUGUUUGUUUGCUUGUUUUUUGGUUGGGUUUCUGGGGUUGGGAGCAGAGCUGAAGUAUCUUGUCUGAGCACAAGAUCAGCUGAGUUGGCCUGCAGCACACAGCAGCUUGUUGAAAUCGGGUACCUGGGGGUCUGGAAAACCGCAAUAAAACUUGGAAUUUAAUUGGAUUAACAGGAAACUGACUCUGAACACCCACUCUGUCCCCUGUGAUGCCUGGAAAUCCAGCUGUGGCUGAAACAUGCUGGCUUUUCUCAGGCUGCUUGUCCUGGUUUGCCCCCUUCCUUCCUCCCUCCCUCCCUCUUAGGCUGAUACCUUUGUCAGAGCAAGUCGAAGCACUUCCUGGUGCUGGGGUGGAUCAGGCUGAGCAGUCGGGUGUCCCGUGCCUGGGUGUGGGCAUCCCGUGGUCACGCUGUGGCAGCAGCCUGGCUCACGUGAGGACCCAGCACACCUGGUGGCAGGUCCGUGGUAGAAUGGUGUUAAACUCAACCAGUUCUUUCAGCUGAGAUGAUCCGGUGUCUUGCUUGGAUUGCUUUACUGUGGUUUCCAGCAGGAAACUUUCUGGGUAGCAGCUGGUCCCCUCUCCUUGCAGGCUAGAGAGGGGCAGCACUCUGGGGACACUUGGUGGCCCUCGGGGCAGGUUGGCUUUGUCUUUCUGACAUGGUGCUGCUGGGGCUGGGUCUCUGCUGGCCCCUGUGCCUCUGGGAGGUGCAGGGUGGGCAGAGCCUUGCACAGAACACUAAAGGAGAGCUCGGGGGUUUGGUGGUUGAGGGAUGGCAUUAAAACGCCUUUGGGCCAAGGGCUGGCUCACCUCUGGUGACCCAGCACUUGGCACCAGGCUGGGGGAGGCUGCCUCGUCCCUCGUCAGCCCCAGUGGAGCAGGGUUUGCCCCUGGCUGCACUUCUGGGAUGCAAAAUCAAACACUUCCUUUGCUGCCCGGCCUGGACACCUCUGAUCCCUGCCUCUCCCUGCCUUGUCCUUCCAUGACACCUCUUGUAGCUCUCCCUUUUCUUUUUCUGGCCGUGGCCAGGUGCCUGUCUGUCCUCUAACCACAGCCUGCUCACCCCUGGUGCAGGAGAGAUGUGUAGCUCCCUUCCCACGCCCCUCUGAAGCCCUAAAACUGACACAGCCCUCCUGCAGCUCCUCCUCCCCUCGAUGUCUCUCCUUCACUCGCAUGCAGUUUGCUUCAAUAAAUUAUUGUAGUAGUUUGCAAUAAACUUUUUUGUAUUUUUUU